This is a messenger RNA of Amoebophrya sp. A120, 2831 nucleotides long. The record is from the annotation of a GenBank genome assembly. Lineage: Eukaryota; Dinophyceae; Syndiniales; Amoebophryaceae.
AGGCCUUCCUCCUCUGCGAGGGUGAGUUGAGUACCAAGUCAACUCUACCGUCACAAUUCUGAUAUAAGCUACCUUUAGGCAUCAAACGCAAACAUCAAAGUCGAACACCUUUUCUUUCCCUUCUUUCGACAGCACUUGCACUGUCCACUACCCAAAAUGAAUCGUCUAGCUGUCGCCGCCGAACGCCGCGCGGCUAAUCUGGCCCAGAACUACGGGCGUGCCAUCAACCUGUCCGCGGGCUGUGCGGUUUUACCCCUGCCGGUUUUGAAGCAGGCGCAGAAGAACUUCCUCGACACGCGGGAUUUGGGGCUGUCGGUCACGGAAAUGGGCUACCGGACCCGAAAUUUUCACGUCGAGAUGGAGGAGGCGGAGGCCAGUUUCCGCAAGUUGCUGAACAUCCCGACCGAGACCCACGAAGUGCACUUUUUCAACGGCGGAGCGACGCUGCAAUUCGCGGCGAUCCCGAUGAAUCUGCUGGGUCGGGCCGUGAAACACGACGGGGGGAAGUCGCAAAAGCUCGCUAUCCUGAGUAAAAACGCCCCCACACCAGAGUCAGGAUGGGGAUUUUGCAACACAAACCUAGGAGUUUUGUGAGUCACGCAUGACAAGUUGCAGGCUGUACUGUAGUGCAGCUUAGCAAGGGAAGCCGCAGAACAAAUACGUCUCCUCAUCCUGUUUACAGCAUUACAAGUUCCAAAACACGACGGGGAAUGCCUCUCUUGGGGAUGCGCAUUACAAAUGCUCUUGUGCUUGCAAAUCUGCAUGACAACUCUGGGGUGGGGACGUUUUUAAAUACGAUACUCGCCUGCAACUACAUCAUGAACGGGCACUGGUCGGAGAAGUCGCGCAACGAGGCCAAGUUGUUCCAAGAACUGUUGCCGAACCUUAUCCUGAGUAAAAACGUACCCACACCAGAGUCAGGAUGGGGAUUUUGCAACACAAACCUAGGAGUUUUGUGGGUCACGCAUGACAAGUUGCACUAUGCAGUGUAGUGCAGGUUAGCAAGUGCAGCCGCAUCACAGAUUCAUCUGCUCAUCCUGUUCACAGCAUCACAAAUUCCAAAACACAAUUGGAAAUGGCUCUGAUGGGGAUGCGCAUUACAAGUCUUCCUGUCUUUGCAAAGCUGCAUUACAACUCUGGCGUGGGUACGUUUUUACUCAGGAUAAACCUGGAGGUGAAUGAAGUGACGGAUUGUCCGCUGCAGAAGAAUCUCUUCUUCAUAUCCUGUGCAAAAGUAUCGCACUCGUAUUGCAAUCAUGCAUUACAAAUCCUUUUGUUAAGGUAAAUUUGCAUUACAAAUUUUAUUUCUCAUGCUCAGGAAAUUUGUAAUGCAUUUAUACGAAUACGAUACUUUUGCAGUUCAUACUUCAGCUUAUCAAACGACUACGAGAGAGACUGGAAGUUUCUGAAAACUACUACACAAGAUGAAGAAAUAAACAAGAAAACCCCAACAUCUUCAAGAAAAGCAGUUUACACACACUACACCGCGGCGGACACGCGCCAGGGGUUUGAGUUUCACGAUUUCCCCUACGAAAUUGUCCCGAAGGACCAGAUUCUCGCCUGCGACGCGAGUGCGAAUCUAGGGUCGAAGCCAAUCGACGUCUCCAAGUACGGCGUGCUCUACGCCGCGGCGCACAAAAACUUCUCGACCAGCGGCGUGUGCUACACCAUUAUCCGAAAGGCCUUGCUGGAGGAAAAUGCUGUGUUACCAGGAACCCCGACCAUGUGCAACUGGUGGAAGUUUCAGACCGCAGACAACAAAAUCUACAACGUGCCGGUCAUUUUCGCGAUUUGGCUGGGCAAGUUGACGACGAACUGGAUGUUGGAGCAGGGGGGACUCCAAUUUUUCGACGAGCUCGCGAAAACGCGGGCCAACGUCUUGUACAAUUUCAUCGACAACGAGUGCGAGCAAUUUUACAGCACCUUCGUGACGGACCCGAAAUUCCGGUCCCGCAUGAACAUUGUCUUUACCAUCGGCGACGGGCAGACCGGGCGAAACCCCUAUGAACUGCACAAGUAUCGUACUCGUAUAUAUAAAUGCAUUACAAAUUUCCUCAGCAUGAGAAAUAAAAUCUGUAAUGGGGAUUUGCCUGAAGAAAAAGAUUUGUAAUGCAUGAUUGCAAUACGAGUGCGACACUUUUGCACAGGAUAGCCCCGAAUUGGUUGCAAAAUUUUUGCAGGAAACCUCGGAGGACCUGGGCUGGCUGGACAUCCGCUCCCACCCGCUGGGGAUCGACAGCGACGCAAUUCGCGUAUGCAAUGCAAAUGUAUCGUACUACGUAUAAAUUGCAUUACAAAUUAGCUCACCAUUACAAAUUGAAUUUGUAAUGCUGAUCUACCUUGAGAAAGAGAUUUGUUUUUGUAAUGCAUAAGCGCAAUUACUGCGAGCGCGAUACUUUUGCGCAGGAUAUCGUGUGACGACCUACAACGCACAAACGCUAGAAACCGUGCAAAUUGUCCGCGAUUUUAUGCAGGAUUUCUGGAAGCGACAUCGCUGAAGUGUUGCCAGCUUCAGAUUUCUAUAUUGCUGAUAGAUGACAAGACGUUUCCAAAAAAAUGAGGAAUGCACUACGAACCGUUUCAAGUAGCUGGGUAUCCUUCAUCAAGCGAUGCAUUAUUCUCGCGUUUCGCUUUUUUUUUGCGUUUUGGUUUUUCCUUUUCAAAAUGCAUUUUUGUGUAAAAAGGCAAUACUGCCAACAGCUCGACGGACUCAUCUACAUGCGAGACGAGAGACAACGGCGCUGGUGACAAGAAUAUCAAUUGUGACAGUUGUCCCCUCAGUUCGACGCCAUCUCUAUCUCAUUUCAGAAACGAACAAUUAAACUGGAAAU